Messenger RNA from Patiria miniata (bat star), 1916 nucleotides. RefSeq lists its product as uncharacterized. NCBI's taxonomy places the organism in Eukaryota, Metazoa, Echinodermata, Asteroidea, Valvatida, Asterinidae. The record is from RefSeq and is a predicted model, not a curated record. The transcript is spliced from 3 exons. The coding region runs from base 190 to 753 and encodes 187 amino acids.
ACCGAACCGUGCACACAAUCAUCCUUGUUGACAACUUGAAUAGCCUUUUGUGAUGCGCUCGACUAUUAUUAAUGACGAAACGCUAUAGGCCUAGUGCAUUCACUUUGCCAUUGCAAUCACUGUGAUAAGCAUUAUAAACAUUGUCAAAAUCGCCCUACUAUUAAGGAAGGGGAAUAAACGCACAGAAAGAUGACUGGAUUUCGUCAGCUUGUGGUGGUUUCUCUACUUCUAGCGUUCUGCGAGGUUUGUCGGCCGUGUAGCGUGGUCAACUGGCGGCACAAGAGUGUUGCCGAGCAGGCAGCCGAGGCGAAGAUCAUCGUGUACGGGACGGUCAGGGCGCACUACCCGAUGCCCGAUGUUCCCAUUGAAAAUGCCUAUGUUGCUGAAAUGGACGUCACCUGUAACUUGAAAGGCGAAGUCCUACCAGCUAGGAUUAACAUCUCCGAAGCAGGAGAACUGACGUCUUGUCAUCACACGCUGCUACCGAUCGGCGGAGCGUUCAUCACCUUCCUCGAGCGGGACGCGUCUAGUCAGCUCGUACCGGACGAAGUCAACUAUCUCUCUGUGGCCUUCCCGCCGACUACUGAGAACGCGUAUGGCGUGGGCAAAGCCGUGGGGGACCUGGCCGAGAAAUGCCCGCAGCUUCACAGCCAAAUCGGUGAUUAUACGGGCGGCGACAACAGUGCCGCGAUUGGAAAACCCGGUCCACUGAUCUGCUUCGUUGCCGUGCUUAUUGCGACAAUGAUGAACUAGACUCCUGAUAUUUAGUGAAGUCCAUAUAGCCGUGUCGGGUUGUUAGGGAAUUCUGCAAAUUAACGUUAUCACCAAUGAAUUUGACUUCAAAGCUAGAAGCAAUUCAUAAAAAGAAACAGGCCAUUAGCGAUAUGAGGGCGCCGUACGACGAACAGUUGCGGGACGCAAUGUAACCGCUAUCUUAAAUUAAUUAAUUAAUUAGAUUAAAAAUAAUUUUAUUCAUGUAAAGUGUACGCUGGAUUCACGGAGUCUAGCCUUUUUGUAAAAUUACGAAUGAAAAUCUUCAUUGCGUUAUGGUUGGACUACGUUUUUAUUAUGCAAACCAUGCAUUGGUUUAGGAAAAAAAAAACUUUGAGACUUAAAGAAAGAAAAGUUUGGUUUUUUGGGUUCAGCAUAUCUGGUUAGAGCCGGAAGCGCCAUUUACGUCAUGGAACAUCCCAGGCACUCAGUGGUACCAGUACUAGAACCCGUAUCAUGAUCAAAUUAAAUGGUUUAUUAACAUGAUCGUAAAAGAUUGUAAAAACGAAAGAGUUCUGCAUUUUUUUCCUUUGAAUACCACAGGCCAAAUACAAGCCCAACUUUAAAUGUACCUUUGAACAUGCAGUGAUAAACCCAUGCUUGACAUUUUUUAUAGUACACAAAUAUAGUGGCACUUAUAUUAGGAAUACGUUAAAAAGACUUACGGAAAAUGAAGUAUUGUAAUAUGCUUUAAUCACACCAAAGGUCCGUAAUGACGCAUGAUGAAGUAAUGUACCAUGAUAAUACGUCUUAUAUAAAAUCAAUGAAACGAAUUUGAUUGCUGAGUAACUUGGUUUGGCAUAGACGAGACGAAAUCGAAUACCCGGGACGAAAAUGAUGUGUUCAUUGUUUGAUUGGUCAAACCAAAUUUGAAAUUGUCUAAAGACGAAAUUAAAUAUUUGAAGUGUACUAAAUCGAUGUUGCUCAGUGGACGAAUUUGUUUAUUAGGAACGGUGAAUUCGAAUGAUAAACGUUUUACAAUAGCCGGGAAAACCUGUGCUAUUUAAUAUUUGCAAUCUAACUUGUCAAAAAGUAAAACCAAACAAGCGAUAAAAUGGAACACAAACUGAAAGGUAAUAAUUUUAGUAAUGAAUGAAAAAGAUCAAAGCAAAGAGCAUAUCAUUAAACUUUGAGACUAAAAUAGA